Messenger RNA from Microcebus murinus (gray mouse lemur), 2899 nucleotides. NCBI's taxonomy places the organism in Eukaryota, Metazoa, Chordata, Mammalia, Primates, Cheirogaleidae. The record is from RefSeq and is a predicted model, not a curated record.
AAGGGAAAGGAAUAGAGACUUUUAAGCAGAUAUUCUGAGAGAAACAGCAGUGGACCGGGAAAUACAAGAAAGAUUGUCAGGAGUAGCCAAAGAUUUGAAGAUAGGCUGUCAUCAGAUACCACAGAGAAGUUCUCCAGUGUGCUGGUGGAAGCAAUUUCUUCUUUCUUUAAAGAGAAAAGCUAGGUUGUUUUAUAGUUGAAUGUCCAUGAAAAGAGCUGUCUGCCAGUUUUUCCUUUUAACUCUGCUCUUCAAAUUGUUGUAGCACAGAUAAAAUUGUAAACUCCUUGAAUUCAAGACACUUGGCUUUAGUUUUUAUGUCUACUCUAAUACGCAUCCCUAAUAUUUACCUAUGUCCUACCUUGCCAAGGGAGCAUAAUAGUUAUGCAGUAAAUAGAGAAUGAGUAAUUUUACAGCAUUCUCAGAUUCAGGAGACUCUCCUAUAAGAAAAUAUAUUUCACAAUCAAAUAUUCUGUUUCCUGAGCUUGAUUUUCUUUAUUAUUUUGUGGUUUCUUUUCAGUGAACAAAUUGAGCUUGGAACACAUAAAAUAAAAUGUUUCCUACAGUUCUAGUCCAUAAAACAAUCCAAAUUAUGUUACCCUGUUUAAAUUUCCUUUAAAAAUACAUGUGAUAUAAUGGCAUGUUAAGUAAUGACAAUACAAUUUAGUCAUCUUAUUCCCCAUGUCUGUCUUGCCUUUACCAUUUUGUUUUCCACCUUUGAGACUUCACUUCUCUAGCUGUAUCACUGGGGUUUGACAAUCAUAUAUACUGAAUUUAUUUACAUGCAUACAUGCAAAAUGAAAUGGCAAAUCUGAGUAGCUUUCCCAUAACCCUGCUCUAUUAAUAUCUCAAAAAUCACCAGAUGCUCUUAUUCCAGAGCAUGUUGAGGACUAGCUGGGGUGUUAAGUCUGACCUCUGCAUGUUCUAUAAGGGAUUGCUCAGUCCUCUUACAUUCCAGUAGUUUAAGUAUAGAUUUUCUGGCAGUGAUCUUGCCUUUUAUAAUGUGCUUAGAUGGAAUCAGUGAAACAAAUGUUCCUUUUAUUUCCCUGAAUGGGGUUAUUGUAGAGAAAUAAGAAGAAGUCAUAAAUAAGGGUGCAAAGUUCCCUUUAUCCCCAAAACACAAAUAGUCACAUUUGAGAGCUGGAACAUAUUUGCUUCAGCCUUUGUGAUAAGAAGAAGAAUGGGAAAAGCGGCGAGUAAGAUGGAAGAUGAGGAGGUCGCUGAGAGCUGGGAGGAGGCGGCAGACAGCGGGGAAAUAGACAGACGGUUGGAAAAAAAACUGAAGAUCACACAAAAGGAGAGCAGGAAAUCCAAAUCUCCUCCCAAAGUGCCCAUUGUGAUUCAGGACGAUAGCCUUCCCACGGGGCCCCCUCCACAGAUCCGCAUCCUCAAGAGGCCCACCAGCAACGGUGUGGUCAGCAGCCCCAACUCCACCAGCAGGCCAGCCCUUCCUGUCAAGUCCCUAGCACAGCGGGAGGCAGAGUACGCUGAGGCCCGGAAGUGGAUCCUGGGCAGUGCCAGCCCUGAGGAGGAGCAGGAGAAACCCAUCCUCGACAGGCCAACCAGGAUCUCCCAGCCAGAAGAAAGCAGGCAGCCCAAUAAUGUGAUCAGACAGCCUUUGGGUCCUGAUGGGUCACAAGGCUUCAAACAGCGCAGAUAAAUGCAGGCAAGAAAGGAUGCCGCCGCUGCCGCCGUCACCGCCUCCUGGGUCGUCCGCCACGGGUUGCACUGCCGUGGCAGACAGCUGGACUUGAGCAGAGGGAACGACCUGACUUACUUGCACUGUGAUCCCCCUUGCUCCGCCCACUGUGACCUUGAACCCCAUGCAUUGUGACCUCCCCUCUUCUCCCUUCUUCCCACUGUGAUUGGCAUGUCGACAAGGGCUGUCCCAAGUCAAUGGAAAGGGAAAGGGUGGGAAUUAGGGGAUGGUUGGGGGGACCCACCAAGGACUCAGAGUAGAGAGUCAGACAGUGCCACUUGGCCACUUGGGGUAAAGCCAGUGCCAGCAAUAACAGUUUAUCAUGCUCAUUAAUUUGGGAUUUCAAAACACAAAUGAGAACUCCCACCCACCCACCCCCAAGUGCAUGUCUUCAUCACUUAAAAAGUAAGUUCCAUUUGAAAUAUCCUUUCUUUUUUUUUUUUUUUUCCUAUUUUUGUUUGUUUAUACAAAUAUCUGAUUUGCAAGAAAAAGCGCAUGGGAGGGAUUUUAGCAGUUUAAUGAAUUUUUAAUUGAGAAAAGGUAGUUUGGUAGUCUACUUAAAAAAUGUUUCUGGGACGUUCACUAGAAACAUUAACCAAUAGGAUUUUGGUGAGCUUAGCUUCUGUAUUCCUACUGCCGCCCAGAAAAGGGGCAGGGCUCUGCAGCCCCCAGGACAGAUGAGCACCCCAUGCCUAUACCUCCCUCCCCCAGCUAAGUCCCAGGGCAUCUUGGCCUUGCCUGGAGACUGGGCUAGCUCUGUAGGCUCAGAGAGCCUGGGGAGGGUGCCAACCCCACCUCUAGUAUUUUGGGAGAUAGGGAAAGUGAACAGACUUCCCCUUCCCAUAUCCCUCAGGGUGGUUCCCUACCAGCCAGGCUUGCUACUUCUAGAAGAAGGCAGGUAGCAUCAGGGAGUGAGACUGCACUCCUGAAUUUAGAAGUAAAGGACUCGGAGACUUGUUCAGUAUUUUGCUGACUGGGGAGAGUCUGGCUCCAGGACCCUGAGCCUUCUGCCUAAUGUGGUCAAAAGGUGACUAGAUCUUCCCACUCCAGCAAGGCUUGAACUCGUAAGGAUCUGCGGUGCUCCAUCUCUGUUAAUGGCCCUAGCUCAGUAGCUUUACUUGGUACAUUUCCUGUGUGAAAUCAGUACCUUGGGAGCAGACCAUUCUGAAUAAAGUUGGGAAAAGAAAAGCUUUGCAUUGCAAA